This is a messenger RNA of Fraxinus pennsylvanica, 1092 nucleotides long. NCBI's taxonomy places the organism in Eukaryota, Viridiplantae, Streptophyta, Magnoliopsida, Lamiales, Oleaceae. The record is from the annotation of a GenBank genome assembly.
AUGCAAAAUCAAAGAUGUUCACUGAGGUUCAAUUGUUGUUGCAUUUGCAGAGAAGAAAACCUGAACAAAACAGAAAAUCCCAAUUCUCAACAGGAAUUGACAAGAAUGGAUAAAGAAGCAUUACUUCGACACCGAAUGCUUAAAUUUCGUUCGAUUGGAGUUGGAGGGUUCAGAGAGGGUUCAGAGGUGGAACCUGAGAGGAAACGGAACAUGAAACUGUCUGAGGUGAAUGCACCAAAAGUCGCUGACAUAGAAUCCGACAUUGAGGAUCUCAGGAAAAAGAUACUCGAAGCUAAGGGACCGCCUGGUCCAAUUACCAGCCAAAAAAUCAAGAAACUUCAAGAAGAUCUUGAUCAGGAGAUGACCAAGGCGUUUACUUCAAUGGGCUUGCUUGAUCGGAUAGAAUCUCUUAAUCUGGAGCUGGCUAGGUCCCCUAAUCCAGAUCAAGCCCUGAAUUAUGAACUCAAGGAGAAAGCAAAUAAAAUUGUGCAAGAAUUUAAGAAAAAUCUAGCACGACCUGGAGACUAUCUCUGGUUAAAGCAAAAGCUCCAAACACUCAGCAUGGUUAGCAGGCUUAUUGAAUUGAAAGAGAGAAGCGAGAAAUUGAAAAGCCAGGUCAAUCAAAAAAUUCCAGCAGAAGUAAAAGCCAAAAUGGACCUUCUAAAAAAGGCUCGGGAAAAGUUGUCGACUGAUAAUCAAGUAGACGAGAAUCUGUCUGAGGAACUAGAAAGGGCAAAGAAAGAGCUGGAAGAGGUUCUAAGAUCGGCUAACUUGGAAGUUAUUGGACUGGUGAAGAAAAAGAACAUAACUACUCCUCCUGAAUUGAAAGAAAAGAUUGUGCAUUUGAACAGAGAUAUCACAGAGGAGAUUGAAAAAGCAGUAAACGAGAAGGAAGGCAUUGGUGGGAAAAUUGAAGAGUUGAAAGUCGAGAUGGCGAAAGACUAUACUUCGGAAAAAGUGAAAAAGCUGGAAGCAGAGAUAAAGGAAGGUAUUGCUAUUGCUCUUAAUGUCACCCCACUUAAAGAGAAGGUUGAGAAUUUAAGAGUGGAAAUGUCGUCAUUCGGUAAGGAAGUCAACAAUGGCAGAUUGUAA